AUGAUGCUCAACUCAGACCAGACAGACCUUGACCUCCCCCCCACACACUCCGAGCCCGAAUCCGUCUUCAGCGACUGCGGCCGCGGGGGUGGCCCCGAGGACUCCGGCAACGUCGCUUUGUGCUCCGAAUCCCGGGGAGCUGAGCCUGGAGAAGCUGUGAAGAAAGAUCUCCAGCACCUGAGUCGGGAAGAACGUCGGCGCCGGCGUCGUGCCACGGCCAAAUACCGCACGGCCCACGCCACGAGGGAGCGGAUCCGUGUGGAAGCCUUCAACAUGGCCUUUGCUGAGCUGAGGAAGCUGCUACCCACGCUGCCACCCGACAAGAAGCUCUCCAAGAUCGAGAUCCUGCGCCUGGCUAUCUGCUACAUCUCCUACCUGAACCAUGUGCUGGAUGUCUGA
Calypte anna (Anna's hummingbird) is the source of this 399-nucleotide messenger RNA. RefSeq names its product nescient helix-loop-helix 1 (gene NHLH1). The coding region runs from base 1 to 399 and encodes 132 amino acids. The record is from RefSeq and is a predicted model, not a curated record. NCBI's taxonomy places the organism in Eukaryota, Metazoa, Chordata, Aves, Apodiformes, Trochilidae. The transcript has a single exon. Gene Ontology annotation, biological process: regulation of transcription by RNA polymerase II. Gene Ontology annotation, molecular function: RNA polymerase II cis-regulatory region sequence-specific DNA binding; protein dimerization activity; DNA-binding transcription factor activity, RNA polymerase II-specific.